CAUCAAAGAUGCGCACCACAAAGCCACGAGCGCGAUUCACGACUUUGCCGUUCUUAAAAUCUGGUAUGGCGAAACCUGGAGAGAUUAGUGCCAAGGUGGACAGGUGGAAAAAUAAAAAAAAUUAAAGGGUUCGGUGAGUGGCUGACGAGAAAAGUGCAACGUAAACAAACACAUUCACAUGCCACUGACAAAAUAUACAAAACUAAAUAAUUAGAUUUCACGCAUGUCGCUUUUUUAAUUGCCGCCUGUCACUAUGACUUGGCACGCCCACGCGGCAAGCUUAUAAAGAGUAGCGUGCCAGGCAUAUGCCACACAAUUGCGUCUUAUGAUGAGGCCCGAUCACUCUAUCAGUUGCUGGCACAGAUCCUGGCAGCUGCUGCUGUUCAGCCUGCUGCUGCUGGCGCCCAAGCUCUGCGGCGGCGUCAACAUGCAACAGUUUCUUCAAUCGCUGGACAUGAUGCGCAACGGCUGUGUGCCCAAGUUCAAGGUGCCGCUGGACAUACUGGAUCGCAUACGUGAAGGCGACUUCGACAUGGAACCCACUCAAGAUUUGCUGUGCUACACGAAAUGCGUUGCCCAGCUGGCGGGCACUCUGACCAAAAAGGGAGACUUCAGUGUGAACAAGGCCAUGGCCCAGAUGCCCAUCAUUUUGCCACCCGAGCUGCAGGAGCCCGCACAAAAGGCGCUCACCUACUGCAGGGAUGAACAAAAAGCCUACAAGGACUCAUGCGCAAAGGUCUACUACACAAGCAAAUGCAUGGCGGACUACGAUCGUGCACACUUUAAGUUUCCAUAGCAACAGAAGAAGUAAAAGAAAAGCUAGAAAUAUUUCCUUUCGGGUGCUUGGCCACGUUCUACUUACUCUGUCGCUUCUCCUUGCCCUGUGGAUGAGACAAUGUAUGUGUGUGUGUGUGUUUCAGUACAAAACUUUCGCUGUAAAACGGAUAAUAAAUGAUUAGCCAACCUGUUGCAAUUUAUG
Messenger RNA from Drosophila hydei, 979 nucleotides. RefSeq names its product general odorant-binding protein lush (gene lush). The transcript is spliced from 3 exons. The record is from RefSeq and is a predicted model, not a curated record. Gene Ontology annotation, cellular component: extracellular region. Lineage: Eukaryota; Metazoa; Arthropoda; Insecta; Diptera; Drosophilidae. Gene Ontology annotation, biological process: sensory perception of smell; olfactory behavior. Gene Ontology annotation, molecular function: odorant binding; dibutyl phthalate binding. The coding region runs from base 326 to 796 and encodes 156 amino acids.